CCGCGCUGCCUAAGCUACUGCUACCGCUGCCGUCGCCGUCACCGCCCAACAAAAUAAUAGCCGAAAACCCUCUCCCACGGGCCGCACUUUCGUAGUUGUGUCGACGUUUUACGGUCCUCCUCCGCAGCAACAGCGGCUUAGGUAUUUCAUUCGUAUAAUAUCCAUCCAGUUGUGUCAACAAAUAUUUCAACAUCAAUAAAUACCAACAUGUCUGAAAUCACACUUCCAACCGUUUGGAUACUUGGUGGACCUGGUAGUGGCAAAGGUACUCUUUGCGAUAAGAUCGUUGCAAAAUACGGGUUUACACACAUUUCGACUGGCGAUUUGCUGAGGGACGAAGUGAACACAGGAUCAGAACGUGGCCAAGAACUGGUGAAGAUUAUGAAAGAAGGAGCCUUAGUUCCAACGUCUAUUGUGAUGGAGUUACUAAACGAGAAGAUCAAGAGCAAAUUAGAAACGUCCAAAGGUUUUCUGAUCGAUGGUUAUCCACGUGAGAAGAAACAAGGAGAGGAAUUCGAAGCUGCGAUUAAACCAGUAGAUAUGGUAUUGUAUUUGGAAUCCAAAGACGAGACGAUGGUGCAGAGAUUGCUCAAACGAGCUGAAACUAGUGGACGGUCAGAUGACAACCUGGAAACAAUUCAAAAGCGGUUGCGAACGUUCCACGAUAAUAACGAUCCAAUUAUAGAAGCAUACAAGUCUAAGGUUGUGAUCAUAUCAGCUGAACAAAGUGCUGAGGCCGUUUUCGCCGAGGCAGAGAAAAAACUUGAUACAUUGGUUGCAUAAACUUAAAAACGAGUCUACAUCAGUUUUGAUGAUAAUAAAAAUCGACAAAGUUAUGUUAAAAGCUCAAAGUUCCAUUUGAAAAAAUAAAAAGUUAAUUUUUUCACUUAUGUGUAUUUUCACAAGCUAUAAAUAUAGAUUUAGGUUCGGAUCAAUAAAACAUGAUAAAAUGUCAGUUGUAACUUGAGUUACCUAUAUACAUAAUUAUCGAAUUAAUUGUUUUGUUGCAAAUUAUAAUAUUUUAGAGUACCUAAUACAAAAAGUAGAAGAUAUAAUGUUUAUGCGCUUUUAGUUUCAUUUAAAUGUAUAAAAAGCAUUUUUUUCUACACUUGGAUUAUUUUUUAGUGAUAUUAUAUUUAUUAAAAAACAAAUUCGAACCGUCUAUUUAUUAAAAAAGUACAUACCUAGUAUAAAAAUAAAGAUGAUUAAUAAUAAUAUAAUUUUGAAUUCAAACAUAAUAAAUUGUUGUUAAAUGUUAAUUAUAAUAAAGUUGUUAUUGCAGUAUUUAAAAUGUUACUUGCUUUUUAAGUAAAAAAAUUAAAUAUUUAUGUUUUAAUA
Messenger RNA from Aphis gossypii (cotton aphid), 1338 nucleotides. RefSeq names its product adenylate kinase isoenzyme 1 (gene Ak1). Bases 208 to 783 code for a protein of 191 amino acids. Gene Ontology annotation, biological process: nucleoside triphosphate biosynthetic process. Lineage: Eukaryota; Metazoa; Arthropoda; Insecta; Hemiptera; Aphididae. The record is from RefSeq and is a predicted model, not a curated record. Gene Ontology annotation, cellular component: cytosol; cytoplasm. The transcript is spliced from 5 exons. Gene Ontology annotation, molecular function: AMP kinase activity; ATP binding.